Brugia pahangi is the source of this 654-nucleotide messenger RNA. NCBI's taxonomy places the organism in Eukaryota, Metazoa, Nematoda, Chromadorea, Rhabditida, Onchocercidae. The record is from the annotation of a GenBank genome assembly.
AUGACUGCACGGUUACCUCAAAUAGAAAAAGUCAAAGCUGCUUUUGUUGUGGCUGUUGUAGCUUGCGCCUUUGCAUGCUAUUAUUUCAUUAAAAGCAGCAGAAGAUUAGGGACGCAAAGUGUUCCAGGACAACAGCAAAGUCAGUCGAUUCCAAACUCUGAAUCGUUAACUGCUACGAAGUCACCACAAUCAACUUCAUCUCAGGUUGAUGAGUUAAGAGCAAUUCUUCAAGAGAAAGAUGAAAACGAGUUAAAGGGCGAAAUACGUUUGGCUGUGCCAGUAAAAAAGAAGAGAAAAUCCAAGAAAAAGAAGAAAAAAUCCUCUUCGAAGCUUUCUGCUGGCGAGGUGAGUAAUGAAUCGUCACCUGCUGAAAAAUUGACCACUGAAAGUGUUCCACUUGGCGAACAAGUGGUUGUGGAAAAUAAGAUUGCACCGCUUGAAAUGAAAAAGUUAGAAACAUCUAAGGUAACAACACCGACGAGCAGUAACGAAAGAGGAAAGCAAGCUAAGCCAGAAAAUGAUGUUAAGACAGCAGCGUUGCUCAUUACUUCAGUAUCAUCAUCAGGGAACGAUGAUGUAGAGAAAAAGAAAACAAAAAGGAGGAAAAGCAAUGGAAAGAACAUGAAAGGAAUGAAAUCUGAAUCGAUGAAAUGA